This is a messenger RNA of Asparagus officinalis (garden asparagus), 792 nucleotides long. RefSeq lists its product as uncharacterized. Bases 155 to 721 code for a protein of 188 amino acids. The transcript has 2 exons. Lineage: Eukaryota; Viridiplantae; Streptophyta; Magnoliopsida; Asparagales; Asparagaceae. The record is from RefSeq and is a predicted model, not a curated record.
UCCACAGCGAGGUCUGGUGGAAGGGAGUGGUGAUCAAAUGAAGACUUACUGUAUUCAGUUUGUUUUCCGACGAGCAGGGAGGAGUUUCAGUUCAAGCCAUCGGAAAUCAGGGGGCAAAUGAAGUGGGCGAAGGGGGAGUGUAUUAACGUUGAAGAUGGUGAUCAGGUAUAAUGCUCCCCAGGUUAACAUUUUGUACUAUACACAAGGAGUGUUCAGUUAUGAUUUCCAUCAAAUCAGAUCACUAUCACCAUUCCAUGAGCCAAGAAUCUACUGUAUGCAUCUUAAGAUGGCGACUUUUGUCACCUUAGUGACUGAAAUUUGCAGCGUGCGCAUAGUUGAUUCCAAAAAUGUUUUUGAUCUGAAAUUGAAAGCCCUUGGUCUCUUUGAAUCGAAUGGAUUCAAUAUUGAAUCAGUGUGUUCUCGCCUAUUAAAGUUGAUAGAGGUACAUAAUGUGCAAAGUCAGUUAGAGGGUGAGAAGCGUUCCCUGAAAGCAAAAGUGCUUCAAGUUGAAGAGGAGAUGGAAAAGAAAUAUGAGCUACUUCUUGCAGUUGAUGAAGAUCUAUUGAUACGGGAACGAGAGCUCAGGCGCAUUCAGGACAAAAGAGAAUUUAUGAUUCUUGAGAUAGAAAGAAUGAAUAUGAAAAUGGUGAUUUGGAAAAGGGUGUCAAAGCAGCUGAAGAAGACACUAACUUUGCUGAACAGCAGUUCAAUGCUAUAUUAACUGUUCAAUGGAGAUAAGGGAACUAGUUUAACACACUUGACAUAUUCUUUUUUGGGUAAACAUAGUAUCCU